CUCGAAACCUCCACAGAAAAUUAGUGGGUCAACCUGACAUGACACAUUUAUUAAACGAGUCGAAUUUGGAUUGAGCAUUUUUUACACGUGUAUAAUCUCAACACGACAUGACUCAUUGCCGACCCUUAUGUCCCUUAGUUAUGUCCUUCUGUUCUAUAAUUUGGGAAGAAUUAAGGUCGGCCCAUUCUAUGAAUUUGAAAUGGGUCGAAGCCCACCCUCCUCUUCCACAAACAGCUUGUUUGAAACAGGCCCGAAAAAAAAAAAACCAAAAAAAAAAAAAAAAAAAAAAAGCAGAACUCUGCAAAGCCCUGUUGCGCCCAAUUCAUCCCUCUCCGAAGAUGGAGACGUCCAGUCGCCCCAGCAAGCGGCAACCACAGUGGCUUUAACUCUGAUUCUCUCUCUCUCUCUCUCUCUCUCUCUCCCCAGCUCUGCCAGGUCUUCCUGUUUCGUUUGCCCGAAGGCAUCGUUUUGCUUUCGUUUUUGUUCUUGAGCUGUAUAUGUUUUGGUUGUGGAACCCUAGGGCGUGAGCUCCAAGCUGAAGACUAAACUGAUCGCGGCUGCUUAGGUACUUGCUCGUUGUGAAAUGCUUUAUUAGGAUCCCUGAAUUAUUGUUCAACAAGGUGCUUUGGUCUUUGCUUAAAAUUUACUCUGCUUGGUAUUAGUUUUCCUUUUCGUGGUAUUAUGGAUGGGAACAAGCGGAACUUUUUCAAGAAACGCCCUAAUGUCCAGUUUAAAAGAAAAGGAGGUAACAACAACUACAAGAAAGGAAACUGGAAUAAUUCAACCCGUGAACAACUUUUAGAGAAUUAUCAAUCCCUGGACACAGUGUAUCGUAUACUCUGCCCUUCUAAAAGAAUCGGUGGUGUUAUUGGAAAAGGUGGUGGCAUAGUCAAAGCCCUGAGAGAAGAGACGCGGGCAAAGAUAACGGUCGCUGAUUCUGUUCUAGGCUCAGAUGAGAGAGUAAUUAUUAUCUUUAGCUCUCCAACAAAAAUUUCAAGUAAACAAACUAAUGAUGGAGAUUCAUCUGAGGAAAAUGAACUGGAGCCCAUGGACCCGCACUGUGCUGCCCAGGAUGCUCUCUUGAAAGUUCAUAACAGAAUUGUAGAGGAAGAUCUUUUUGGUGGGGUUACAUUUGAUGAUGACAAUGAGAACAGUGUUGUCACUGCAAGGCUUCUAGUUCCAAACAAUAUGGUGGGGUGUCUUCUUGGAAAGGGUGGAGAUGUUAUUCAAAGAUUACGAAGUGAGACGAGUGCAAGCAUUCGUGUGCUUCCUGCAGAUCAGCUUCCAACUUGUGCUAUGGAAACUGAUGAAUUGGUGCAGAUAUCUGGAAAACCAGAUGUGACAAAGAGAGCGCUUUAUGAAGUGUCUACACUACUGCAUCAGAAUCCUCGGAAGGACAAGCCCCCUUCAGGUUUUCCUAUGCCUUUUUGGGGCCAGGGGUUUCGUCCUCCUGGAGCCCCGAUGACUAAUGUGCUGCCACCUGGAAAUCCAAUGUGGUCUAAUCGGGCUCCUUCCCACAGUACCGCCCCAAUGCCACGGAUGGAAGGAUAUGGAAACUGCUCUUCUGAAUUUGCACUAGGUGGUUUUAAUGGUGUUCCUCCUGGACAUGGGGGUGAAGCCUUAGCUGAGUUUUCUAUGAAAAUUUUGUGUUCACCUGGGAAAAUUGGUGGGGUCAUUGGCAAGGGGGGGUUUAAUGUAAAACAGUUGCAACUGGAAACAGGAGCCAGUAUUCAUGUUCAGGAAGCAUCAACAGACUCAGAAGAACGUGUAAUUCAUGUCUCUGCUUUUGAGGCCUUCUGGAAUCCCAUAUCACAAACUAUUGAGGCAAUUCUUGAGCUUCAGAACAAAACAAGUGAAUUAUCUGAUAAAGGUAUAAUCACUACUAGGCUUCUUGUUCCAUCAAGUAAAGUUGGCUGCAUCCUUGGACAAGGAGGUCAAGUUAUAAAUGAGAUGAGAAGGAGAACCCAGGCUGAUAUUCGUGUGUACUCGAAGGAUGAUAGGCCUAGGUGUGCAGCUGAAGAUGAAGAGCUUGUGCAGAUAUCUGGGAACUUUGGAGUUGCUAAAGACGCUUUGGCUGAGAUUACUUCAAGACUCAGAGUGAGAACUCUGCGAGAUGCAAAUGCUGGAGCAGAACCUGCUCUUGUUGGCCCUGCACACGGAUUUGGUCUUGCAGGCAGUGUACCUGGUGGAGGACCACGACAACCGCCAAGUGCAGUUGGAGCUGGAAGCUCUAGUAGAUAUGACCCUCUAAAGGUUGGUAGACAUGAAUAUGAACUACAGAGUUAUCGAAUUCCUUCGACUGCUUCUGGUUAUCCAAGUGUCAACCAUGCCUUGGAAGGUAAGAUCCCAAAGAAUACAGUGGAUUCUUUUCCUGGAACAAGAGGAGGCAACACUUCCACUAUUAGAGAGGUUGGUGCACCUAGAAUAAAGCUCCAAGACUCCCAAGGUGUUUUCUCUGAACGUCCUGUUGAGAUCCGUGGUUCUGAUAAUUUGAAUGUAGCACAGAACAUCCUUCAGGCAUUCAUGGCUUCUGCUGGUCAAAGUGUGAGUGCUCAGGCUGGUUCUUACCACAAUGUGAAUGCUUUGCAAGGCUCCUACCACAACAUGAAUCCUCAGCGAAGUCCCUACCAAAUGAAUUCUCAGCAAAGCCCCUUCCAAAUGAGUUCUCAGCAAAGCCCCUUGCCCUUCCAAAUGAGUUUUCAGCAAAGCCCCUAUCAAAACAAUCCUCAGCGAAGCCCCUACCAAUUAAAUGCUCCGCAAAGCCCCUACCAAAUAAAUGCUACGCAAAGCCCCUAUCAAUUGAGUGCUCAACAAGGUUCAUACCCCAACAUCAAUGCUUCUCAAGGCACCUACCACAACUAUAAUUCACAGCAAGGUACCUACCAAUACCGACUCUGAUUCGGGAAUUUUUGUAUCAUAAUUGAUAUUAUGCUUCUAGACAAGGAUCGGCAUCCUUUCAAAAAAAAAGAAAAAAAAGAUAAGGAUUGGUAUUAUUAGUGUACCAACAGGAUACUAUAGAAAAUACUUAAGUUGUCAAAUUCCUUUGAGUUUCUAGGUGUGACUGAAGUAACACGUCCUGUUAUGUGCUUCAUGGAGUUGUAAACAUCAUUCCGAUAUAUAUAUAAGGGUUUCCUGUAUGACCACAAAAUGUUGACUGUUUAUGAAUUUUUCA
This is a messenger RNA of Prunus persica (peach), 3172 nucleotides long. Its product is annotated as KH domain-containing protein At4g18375. Bases 682 to 2898 code for a protein of 738 amino acids. Gene Ontology annotation, molecular function: mRNA binding. Lineage: Eukaryota; Viridiplantae; Streptophyta; Magnoliopsida; Rosales; Rosaceae. The transcript has 9 exons. Gene Ontology annotation, biological process: regulation of gene expression. Gene Ontology annotation, cellular component: cytoplasm; nucleus. The record is from RefSeq and is a predicted model, not a curated record.